This is a messenger RNA of Sinocyclocheilus grahami, 4095 nucleotides long. RefSeq names its product E3 ubiquitin-protein ligase TRIM33-like. Gene Ontology annotation, molecular function: zinc ion binding; protein binding. Gene Ontology annotation, cellular component: chromatin. The coding region runs from base 59 to 3406 and encodes 1115 amino acids. The transcript is spliced from 18 exons. The record is from RefSeq and is a predicted model, not a curated record. NCBI's taxonomy places the organism in Eukaryota, Metazoa, Chordata, Actinopteri, Cypriniformes, Cyprinidae.
UCAAACCCAUCGGAUUUUCAGAGCGCGUCGAACGUCAGGCGUUCAAAGAGGAGCAAAGAUGGCGGACAACAAAAGCCAAGAUUGUACGGAGCGCUCCGCAAAUAUGGAGGUAGAGGCUUCGGGAACAGAAGAUAACGGAGACGGCGGCUCAAAGGACCCAGAAGCCGUCAUUUUAAUCGACUCGGACCCGACGGAAGGCGCAGACGAGCUCAAGUCUCAAGAGACCGUUCCCCAAGCGCUGACGACAUCCAGCAGCGGCGGCGGAGCUACAGACGGGACCCCAAAUGCCGAGAGCGCUGAGCCGCCGUCCUCCUCCUCAGCGGACAGCACCGCUGCUGGCGCAUCACCCGCUCUCAUUAACGAGAUGUCACCUCCUCCUCCACCAGCAUCCUCAACCUCCUCCUCUUCAACCCCUGCCGUCCCGAUAAACCUACUGGAUACGUGCGCUGUGUGUAAACAGAGUCUCCAGAACCGCGACUGUGAGCCCAAACUCCUGCCCUGCCUGCACUCCUUCUGCCUCAAGUGCAUCCCGCAGCCGGAGCGAAAGAUCACCAUCCCGGUGCAAGGGCCCCACGGACAGGACACUCGUAUUGUGAACGUCAUGCGUUGCGCGGUGUGCCAUCAGGAGUACAAACAGAUUGACAUGGUGGACAAUUACUUUGUCAAGGACACUUCAGAGGCCACAAGCACAUCGGUUGAGAAUGCUACACAGGUUUGCACCAGCUGUGAAGAUAAUGCCAGUGCUAUUGGAUUCUGCGUUGAAUGUGGGGAGUGGCUCUGUAAAACCUGCAUUGAAGCACAUCAACGGGUCAAAUUCACUAAGGACCAUAAAAUACGCAAAAAAGAGGAAGUAUCUUCUGAAUCGGUUGGGACAUCAGGCCAGAGACCUGUCUUCUGUCCAGUACACAAACAAGAGGCCCUCAAGCUCUUCUGUGAGACAUGUGACACUCUAACCUGCAGAGACUGCCAACUACUUGAACACAAAGAACACAGGUACCAGUUUCUAGAAGAAGCCUUUCAAAACCAGAAAGGCAUCAUUGAGACAUUUAUGACUAAGUUGCAAGAGAAGAGAAACUUUGUGGAGUUUUCUGCAUCUCAGGUGCAAAACAGAAUGAAAGAAGUUGCUGAAACGCAUAAGAAGGUGGAACAUGAAAUAAAAAUAGCAGUCUUUACACUCAUCAAUGAAAUCAACAAGAAAGGCAAAUCUCUACUGCAGCAGUUGGAGAGUGUGACCAAAGAGAGGAGUAUGAAGCUGCUCAGCCAACAGAGGGACAUCAGCAUCCUGGCCCAGCAGGUCAUCCAUGUGCUCAACUUCACCAACUGGGCCAUCAGCAAUGGAAGCAAUCUGGUUAUUGAAAAAGUGUCACAUACUGCUCCUCCCCAAAUGAUGGUCAAUCAGCAGAUUUCUCCCAGUCACAACCACCCAGGUAAGCACUCAGGACAGAUCAACCUGGCCCAGCUGAGGUUGCAGCACAUGCAGCAGGCUGCAAUUGCUCAGAAGCACCAGCACCACCACCAACAACAACAACAACAGCAGCAGCAGCAGCAGCAGCAACAACAACAACAACAUCAGCAACAAAUUCAGCAGCAGAUGCGCAUCGCCUCACAGAUGUCCCAGCAUCCCAGACAAGGAGGUCCACCACAGAUAACUGGUAUACAGCAACCGCCACCAAGGCUCAUUAGUAUGCAGGCCCUGCAGAGGGGUGGGGUUAAUGGCUCCUCCCACAUGUACCCACCUCAUCACCUGCGCAUGGUAUCAACGCAGAAUCGCAUGCCUUCGGCACAGCCCCGACUCAAUGGGCAACCGUAUCCUAUGAUGCAGCCUCAGUUACAGAGACAGCACUCUAAUCCUGGGCAUGCUGGGCCCUUCCCUGUGGCGUCGCUACACAACAUUAGUGCUGCCAACCCCACCAGUCCCACCAGUGCCAGUAUGGCCAAUGCCCACAUUCACCGUGGCCCCACUAGUCCUGUUGUCGCCCCCAUAGAGCUCAUACCAUCAGUCACUAACCCCGAAAACUUGCCCUGCCUGCCUGACAUCCCUCCCAUUCAGCUUGAAGAUGCCGGCUCGAGCACACUGGAUAACAUACUCAGUCGAUAUAUUUCUGCUAGUUCAUAUCUUGCUGUUGGCCCCACCAAUCCCUCACCGGGACCUUCUACACAUUCCCCAGGAUCAUCAGGUACUUUCUUGCCACCAAGGCUCAUUAGUAUGCAGGCCCUCCAGAGGGGUGGGGUUAAUGGCUCCUCCCACAUGUACCCACCUCAUCACCUGCGCAUGGUAUCAACGCAGAAUCGCAUGCCUUCGGCACAGCCCCGACUCAACGGGCAACCGUAUCCUAUGAUGCAGCCUCAGUUACAGAGACAGUUUGGUUCAUAUUGUACAAUGUCUAUCUUUUGUUGUUGUUGUUCUUCCUCAAACCAGAUGAGCAGCCCAGAAGGAAGCGUGACUCCCCCUCUUCCCAUCCUCGGCUCUGUGUCCACCGGUUCAGUCCAGGACAUUUUAAGAACACUUGGUGAAAAUGUUAAAUCUGAACCACAGAGCAAUCAGCUCUCAUCCUGUACGAACCCAAACUCCAGCGCACCUUUAACCAAUGGGACCACCGAGUCAAAUGGUAGUCAGCAGGGGAACACCGCUAACGCCAACAACCAGACCACUGUAGGAAAAGAAGACGACCCGAAUGAGGACUGGUGUGGCGUGUGUCAGAAUGGAGGUGAACUGCUGUGCUGUGAUCGCUGUCCUAAAGUCUUCCACAUGACCUGCCAUAUCCCAACACUCAAAUCUUCUCCCAGUGGAGAUUGGAUGUGCACCUUCUGCAGAAGUCUCACAAAUCCAGAGAUGGAAUACAACUGUGAUGACGAUCCACCCAGUAAGAAGGACAUGAGUGAGAUGGCAAUGAGUCCGGAGGACCAGAGACGUUGUGAGCGCUUGCUGCUGCACGUGUUUUGUCAUGAGCUCAGUACAGAGUUUCAAGAGCCUGUUCCUUCAUCGGUACCCAAUUACUAUAAAAUAAUAAAGCAUCCGAUGGAUUUGACGUUGGUAAAACGGAAACUGCAGCGCAAACAUCCUCUGCAUUACAAGAGCCCUAAAGAGUUUGUGUCCGACGUACGCCUGGUCUUUAGCAAUUGUGCCAAAUUUAAUGAGAUGUCUCGAAUAAUCCAGGUUUAUGAUGAGGAGAAACAGAGUAAUGUUCAGGCCGACUCGGAAGUGGCACAGGCGGGCAAAGCCGUGAGUCUGCAUUUCGAGGAGAAACUGCUGGAGAUUUUUCCCGACCAGACGUUCCCGCUAGCCGUGGAGAAGGAGAUGCGAGCGGAGGCCGAUAAGGAUUCGGAGGACUCUGACGAUGACUUCGUACAACCGAAACGCAAACGCUUAAAAGUGGACACCGAGAAGCUGUUGCACAUCAAGUGAAGGAAUGAGGAAACGUCUGCGAGAAAUAAACGGUCUUCCUCAAGCUCAGUCUUAUUUUGCUCUCUGAAGGGUGGGAUAACGCUGGAACUGAUGCGAUUCAGAUGCUUCGUUUAUUUCAUGUUCUCCCAAACCCCUGGCGAUCCAUUGUACGUACUGCGGGAGAACUUUUAAACGUGCAUUGUGGAUGUUGGCAUCAUCGGAGGAUCGACAAAUGAAUUGUUGGGUGUCGAUGAAGACGCUUGUACAGAUUUAAAUAGUCUUGUUUUGGUCUGAUUUAGUAAAUAACUUGUUUUUCUUUUUUUCUUAAACUUGAGUUAUUAUUAUAUUUGUAAAUCUAUUGUGAAUUAUACUUUAUAAAUGAUACUCAUCUCUCCCUACGGUUAUGAUAAAGUUUAUCAUAUAUGGCCCACCUGUUUCCUUUGCAUGUGUAUUUUCUUAUUCCUAGUUGAAAUCCCUUCAAUAGGGGACGUUUGAUCUUUAUUUUCAAUAAAACGGUGACCUCUGGAUUGUUGGAAAGUUUAAUCGUAGACCCUUUAGCUCAAAAGAUGCAUAUUAAAUGGGUGUCUGUGCCACCUGACAAAAGCCAAUACAAAAGUUCUUUCAACAAGCAUUGCUUAUUUCAUUCCAAUAAUGUAAGAACUCCAGUAUUGCUAGUGUUACAUUUAAAAUGGUUACAGCAUUAAAUAAUA